UCAUGAUUUGAAGAGUGAUUGUGGAACUAGAGAAGCAUCUCUUACAUGGAAUGAUAAUUUAUAAUGACAACUAGACGUUUGGAGAAGCGUUUAAUUUUAUGUUGAUACCCUGUGGAGAAUGUUUUCGAGUGCUUCGAGGAGUCGGUGAACGAUGUUAAAGGUUACUCACCAGCUUAAGAAAAAGCUCUUUCUGGGAGAAAUCGAUGACAAAACCGACAAGGUGAAAGAGAGAGGUAGCUCGAAAACGAACGAGAUGCAGACUUCUGGAUUAGCAGACGGCAACUCGCCAAUAAACAAGCGAAAGUCUUUGCCGGCUGUGCCAUCUCCAGAGGAAGAAAAGUCGAUGAAUUUAUCGGUUGCAAAGCAGAGGUCACCAACAGCUAAUCCUACCCAGGUGAAGGCGUAUGGGCCCUAUUUCCUCGAGUACACGCUAAUGGCGGAAUACAAUCAACUCAGAAGUCAAAGAAUCCCAGGUGUUUAUGUCCUUCCUGCUGCCAAGUCUCCUCUUGUAUGGUUUGGAGUUAUUUUUAUCAGGAUGGGCUCUUAUCAAGAUGGUAUAUUCAAGUUCAUAAUGAAAAUUCCUGAAAAUUUUCCUGAUGGAGACUGUCCUAGUGUUGUAUUCAAGCCCCCAGUGUUUCAUCCCAUUGUAAAUAUGGAGACUGGAGAAUUAGAUGUUAAGCGAGCUUUUCCUAAGUGGAGGAGAAACAUAAAUCACUUGUGUCAAGUGUUGCUGUAUGCUAGAAGGAUAUUUUAUAAAAUUGAUAUGAAGAAUCCGCUUAAUCCUGAAGCUGCCAACUUGUAUGAAAAUGAUAGAGAUAAUUUCAAACAAAAAGUUAACAUGUCACUUAGAGCUUGCCUUAAUGAGCUUCAUCUACCUCUAGCAGAUGACCCUCAUGCAAUUAGGUUUGUUGAACUCAGCCCUGAUCAGCAUGAUGAUUUAAAGACUCAAAUUAUUGAUAUUCAGAGUAAACCGGAAAGUCUUCCAACAGCUAAUGCGCACAAGUCUGGUUUAUCGUGGAUGAGGAAAGGUUCCAAUCAAAUUUUUAGCAAGCAAGAGAGCUAGCAGAGUGUUUAAGUCUACUAAAUGAAAAUAUGUAAAUAAACAGACAAACACUCUUAUAGGAGUUCCAGAUUUUUUUUUUCUCAAUUUUUUAAAGGAAAUACAGAAAGUGGACAGGUCAAAAGAGUGUAUAAGAAUAGAGGUACUUGAAUAGUUAAUUUUGAUUUGACUUGGCCCUUAACCCACCGACGUCACCAUGCAUAUUCUCCAUACUGUUCUCUAUACAUUUCCUAAGGUACUGACAAGGAGAAUUUGUUUAACAAACAAAAGCU
Messenger RNA from Stylophora pistillata, 1332 nucleotides. Its product is annotated as protein AKTIP homolog. The record is from RefSeq and is a predicted model, not a curated record. NCBI's taxonomy places the organism in Eukaryota, Metazoa, Cnidaria, Anthozoa, Scleractinia, Pocilloporidae.